This is a messenger RNA of Tarenaya hassleriana, 4685 nucleotides long. RefSeq names its product phytochrome A-like. The transcript has 7 exons. NCBI's taxonomy places the organism in Eukaryota, Viridiplantae, Streptophyta, Magnoliopsida, Brassicales, Cleomaceae. Gene Ontology annotation, biological process: regulation of DNA-templated transcription; red, far-red light phototransduction; protein-tetrapyrrole linkage. The record is from RefSeq and is a predicted model, not a curated record. Gene Ontology annotation, molecular function: photoreceptor activity; protein homodimerization activity; phosphorelay sensor kinase activity. Bases 1199 to 4573 code for a protein of 1124 amino acids. Gene Ontology annotation, cellular component: nucleus.
CUCUGGACGAAGCUCAAACCUUUGCUCGUGCCCUCGACGCCGCCGGAGUUCUUCUCAUUUUCCGGGGAAAAGUCUAUCUUCAUCCCGACAGGACUGUUUAAGCAGGUGGUGGAUUUGGUCCGAAGGGCAAUACCCAUUGCUCCAACUCCCGAGGAUGAUCCAAUGAGGGAAGAAUUCGACAAGCUGAAGAUCAUCAAGGAAGAAAUCGAUGUUCUUGCUCAUAAACAGAAACCAUGUAGGGUUGGAGCUUGAUCUGGAGGAAUCCUUGCACAAAGGCUGAUCCUUUGAUGCUGGAAAGAUCCAAAGAAUCUGAGAGAAGAGUCUUGCAGGAUUUUGUGAAAUGGGUUUGGAGAAUGGCUUGGAAAAAGAUUGGUGCAUCUCUCUGGUAACCCUUGUUAGGUUUUCCACUUAAUGGUCCAAUCCAAGUAUGGAAGAGACUUUCAAAGCGACUCAUUCUGGUCUCUUGGCUUUGGUUGUUCAUGUAUCUAACCAAGAUAUUUAUAACCCAAUCAAAAGUUUGAAAAUAUCCGUUUAGGAUGUCCAGUUGGUUUCAUUAAAUUGCUUUAAAUCUUAUAUAAGAUUCUCUCCUGACAAAUCCAGAUCACCCUCUACUUGUUCUUCUCUUCCAUUUUUUUUUUCUCAGAGUUUUAUAAUUUAUGAUCGAACCGAUGGAUAGAUCGACGAAUCAGAAGGAGUGUUUAAUCUAUCUCUGUCACUUUAAUGUAUAAAAUCUUUCAAAAUGGCAAAAGAAAAAAAAAAGGUGAAAGAUUUUUUUUUUUUUUUGGAAUCUCAUAAAGGUUCCAACUUUUUCGGUAUUUACAGUCCGUGCCAUCAUCAUCUGCUGCUUCGUUCAGUCCACCGUUUUCUUCUGAGAAAUGUUUCCGGCGAGGCCGACCUUCUCCUUGCUUUUCGUGUAAACCUCGCUCUCUCUCUUCAAUUAUUAUAUAUACACAUACUAACAUAUGUAUAUAUAAUCGGGAAUUUGCCCAUGAUUCGAAACGUGGGCAUACGUAGAGUAGUACAGUGGUCCCUUCACUGUCUUGGGUAGGGAGCUCAAAAGAGCAGAGUGCACAGUUCACAGAAACGGUGACGGAGAAUUUGGUUGUGGCCUUCUCUGAGAGAGACUGCUCAAAGGAUCAGAUCUUGGUUUCAUCUUUGCUCAAAAGGGUCAUCAUCGAUUCUUCCGAAAGGUUGAAAAAUGUCAGCCUCAAGGCCGAGUCAGGCUUCUGGUAACUCCAGGCGCUCCAGGAACAGCGCCAGGAUCAUUGCACAGACCACUGUAGAUGCCAAGCUCCAUGCCGAUUUCGAGGAAUCGGGAGAUUUUUUCGAUUACUCGAGCUCAGUUCGUGUAACUGGUCCUGCCGCCAUGGAGGAAGAUCAACCAUUGAAAUCUGACAAGGUGACUACAGCUUACCUUCAUCACAUACAGAAGGGUAAGCUGAUUCAGCCCUUUGGUUGCUUGCUCGCCUUGGACGAGAAGACCUUCAAGGUCAUAGCUUACAGCGAGAAUGCCCCAGAGAUGUUGACCAUGGUCAGCCACGCAGUUCCCAGUGUUGGGGAACACCCUGUUCUUGGCAUAGGGACAGACAUAAGGACUCUUUUCACUGUUCCCAGUGCCUCUGCCUUGCACAAGGCCCUUGGAUUUGGAGAUGUUUCUCUCUUGAAUCCCAUUCUUGUUCACUGCAAAACUUCUGCAAAGCCCUUUUACGCAAUUGUCCACAGAGUGACAGGGAGUAUCAUCGUUGAUUUCGAACCGGUCAAGCCCUCGGAAGUUCCCAUGACAGCAGCCGGUGCUCUGCAGUCUUACAAGCUUGCAGCCAAAGCAAUAACCAGACUGCAGUCAUUGUCGAGCGGGAGCAUGGACAGGCUUUGCGACACGAUGGUCCAGGAGGUUUUCGAGCUCACGGGCUACGACAGGGUGAUGGCCUAUAAAUUCCACGAAGAUGAUCAUGGCGAGGUUAUCUCCGAGGUUACGAAAUCCGGGCUGGAACCAUAUCUGGGUUUACAUUAUCCAGCCACCGAUAUCCCUCAAGCUGCCCGGUUCUUGUUCAUGAAGAACAAAGUCAGAAUGAUAGUUGAUUGCCAGGCAAAACACGUAAAGGUGCUUCAAGACGAGAAGCUGCCAUUUGAUCUUACCCUUUGUGGCUCAACCCUUAGGGCACCCCAUAGCUGCCAUCUCCAGUAUAUGGACAACAUGAGUUCUAUCGCCUCUCUUGUUAUGGCCGUGAUUGUGAACGAGGAAGAAGGAGAUGGCAGCCAUGACUCUGCACCUGCACAGAAGAAAAAGAGACUAUGGGGUUUGGUGGUUUGCCAUAACACAAACCCGAGGUUCGUUCCAUUUCCUCUUAGGUAUGCCUGUGAGUUUCUUGCCCAAGUGUUUGCCAUUCAUGUCAACAAGGAGCUUGAGCUGGAGAAUCAGAUCAUGGAGAAGAACAUUUUACGAACUCAAACACUAUUAUGCGAUAUGCUGAUGCGUGAUGCACCGUUAGGCAUCGUGUCGCAGAGUCCAAACAUAAUGGACCUCGUGAAAUGCGACGGAGCAGCCCUUCUGUACAAGAACAAGAUCUGGAAACUGGGAGUAACGCCAACUGAGUUCCAGAUUCAUGGGAUAGCUUCAUGGCUGUCUGAUUACCACAUGGAUUCCACUGGUUUGAGCACAGACAGCUUGCACGAUGCCGGCUUUCCGGGGGCUCUAGCCCUCGGAGACUCAGUGUGUGGAAUGGCGGCUGUGAGGAUAACUUCAAAAGACGUUAUUUUCUGGUUCAGAUCUCAUACCGCAGGGGAAAUAAGAUGGGGAGGCGCAAGGCAUGAACCGGGCGAGAAGGAUGAUGCCCGGAGAAUGCACCCAAGGUCAUCUUUCAAGGCUUUCCUUGAGGUGGUCAAGACGAGGAGUACGCCAUGGAAGGAUUAUGAAAUGGAUGCCAUCCAUUCCUUGCAGCUCAUUCUGAGGAAUGCUUUCAGUGACGUUGAGACAACUGAUGCCAACACAAAUAAGGGGAUGAUCCACUCAAAGCUAAGUGAUCUGAAGCUGGAUGGUGUCCAAGAACUGGAAGCUGUGACGAGCGAGAUGGUGCGGUUGAUCGAGACAGCCACUGUCCCGAUCUUGGCCGUUGAUUCUGAUGGGUCAGUGAAUGGCUGGAACUCCAAAAUAGCGGAGCUAACCGGUCUUCCAGUCGAUGAAGCCAUCGGACAGCAUCUACUGGCACUCGUUGAGGAUUCUUCGGUUGAAAGAGUGAAAAGGAUGUUGGAGAUGGCGUUGGAGGGAACUGAGGAGCAGAAUGUGCAGUUCGAGAUCAAGACACACGGGUCGAGGCUCGAUAACGGGCCGAUACGUUUAGUUGUCAACGCAUGUGCAAGCAAAGAUCUCCAAGAAAACGUGGUCGGAGUGUGUUUCGUGGCACAAGAUCUCACCGCUCAGAAGCAUGUGAUGGACAAGUUCACUCGGAUUGAAGGCGACUACAAGGCCAUCAUCCAAAAUCCAAACCCGUUGAUCCCUCCCAUAUUUGGUACUGACGAGUUCGGGUGGUGCACAGAAUGGAAUCCAGCAAUGGCGAACUUAACCGGGUGGAAACGAGAGGAAGUCAUCGAUAAGAUGCUGUUAGGAGAAGUCUUUGGAACACAGAUGGCCUGUUGUCGUCUUAAGAACCAAGAAUCCUUUGUGAACCUCGGGAUUGUCCUGAAUAACACCAUGACCAGUCAGGACUCCGAGAAAGUGGCAUUUGCUUUCUUCACGAGGAGCGGAAAGUAUAUAGAGUGUUUGCUGUGUGUGAGCAAGAAACUGGACCGGGAAGGUGUAGUGACCGGUGUCUUCUGUUUCCUGCAACUCGCAAGCCACGAGCUUCAGCAAGCCCUUCAUGUCCAGCGUCUGUCUAAGCAAACUGCCUCGAAGACACUGAAAGCAAUAGCUUAUAUGAAAAGGCAAAUCAAGAAUCCUCUGUCCGGGAUUAUAUUUUCAAGGAAGAUGAUGGAGGGCACUGAACUAGGUCCAGAGCAGAGACAGAUUUUGCAGACUAGUGCACAGUGCCAGCUGCAACUUAGCAAGAUCCUCGAUGAUUCAGAUCCCGACAGUAUCAUUGAAGGGUACUUGGAUCUGGAAAUGACGGAAUUCAGCCUGAAUGAUGUUUUGACUGCUUCCACAAGCCAGAUAAUGAUGAAGAGCAACGGGAAAAGUGUCCGAGUAACGAACGAGACGACAGAAGAAGUAAUGAACGAUACCUUGUACGGAGACGGCAUCAGGCUUCAACAAGUCUUGGCCAAUUUCAUGAUCAUGUCUGUUAGUUUUACACCACCUGGAGGGCAGCUCGCUGUUACAGCCAGCCUCAGGAAAGACCAACUGGGUCAAUCUGUACAUCUCGCUUAUCUGGAGAUCAGGAUUACACAUUCAGGAUCUGGAAUACCGGAACUGUUGCUGAAUGAGAUGUUUGGGAGCGAUGAAGAUGUGUCGGAGGAAGGGAUGAGUCUUCUGAUAAGCCGAAAGCUGGUGAAACUGAUGAACGGAGACGUGCAUUACUUGAAACAGGCCGGGAAGUGUACUUUCAUUAUCACAGCUGAACUCGCGGCUAAGAACAAAUAAAAUCUCUAUGGCUAAUCAACUUCGCAUUUCCCCCCUGUUGUAACUUUUUCACAUGUUUUUGUUUCCUCUCAUUCAAAACUUCAAUAACAAAAGAAGGUCCUCUUUUCUGAUC